Aspergillus clavatus NRRL 1 is the source of this 1266-nucleotide messenger RNA. Its product is annotated as putative nucleoside hydrolase. Gene Ontology annotation, cellular component: cytosol. The coding region runs from base 1 to 1266 and encodes 421 amino acids. The record is from RefSeq and is a predicted model, not a curated record. Lineage: Eukaryota; Fungi; Ascomycota; Eurotiomycetes; Eurotiales; Aspergillaceae. Gene Ontology annotation, molecular function: purine nucleosidase activity. Gene Ontology annotation, biological process: purine nucleoside catabolic process. The transcript has 6 exons.
AUGGCGCCCAAGAAAAUCAUCAUCGACACCGAUCCCGGCAUCGAUGAUAUCCUUGCGCUUCUUCUAGCUUUAUCCGCGGAUCCAGAGGAGGUAGAAAUUCUGCUCAUCUCUUUGACUUUCGGUAAUAUCGAAGUAAGAAGCUGUCUUCGCAAUGUCGUCUCUAUGUUCCAUGUUCUGGAGCGAGAGAUGCAAUGGCGUCGGGAACAGGGUCGGCCAGAAGGUUUUGGAGCCCUGCGCGCCUGUCGACCAGUCGUCGCUGUGGGAGCCGAGGAUCCUUUAGGGGACCAAAAGAUGCUGGCGGACUACUUUCACGGAACAGACGGUCUGGGAGGUAUCCAUGCUAGCCACCCGCACUUUACACCCAAGGAAACCUGGGAACAUCUCUUCGACCCCUCCGCAGAUCCCACUGUGAUUCAGUCCGUCCCCACCGGGGAUGCGGCGCAUCAGUCUUUCAUCGCCUCCAAGCGUCCCGCCCACGAGGAGAUCCUUCGUGUCCUUCGCGAAAAUGACCCAGAAACGGUGACCCUCGUUGCUGUAGGCCCUCUGACCAACCUGGCCCUGGCCUCUGCGGAAGACCCAGAAACGUUCCUUCGAGUCAAGGAGGUGGUUGUCAUGGGAGGAGCGGUCGACCAACCAGGCAAUGUCACACCCGUAGCUGAGUUUAACGCAUACGCAGACGCAUUUGCAGCAGCACGAGUCUUCGCCCUCACAUCCCCUACCCCCAAAACCACAAUACCCUCAGGCACCGUUUUACCUUCUUACCCCCCCACCCUCAGCAAGCAGCUCACCCUCCGACUAUUCCCUCUCGACAUCACCCUGCGCCAUGGGAUGACUCGUGGCCAAUUCCGGCAAGCCUCUACCGCCCUCGUUGAGGCCGGCUCCCCGCUCGCCGAAUGGGUCUCGGCAUUCAUGGCGCACACCUUCCAGACCAUCGAACGUCUCCACGUAAACCAGGUCGGCGACGCUGUCGAUCUCAGUCUGCACGACCCCGUCUGCGUUUGGUACGCCCUGACCGCGGACAACGAGGGCUGGAAGCCUGCCGGUGCCUCCCCCGAGGAUAUCCGGGUCGAAACAACCGGGCAGUGGACCCGGGGCGCAUGCAUCGUGGACCGACGCCACCGGCACCGCAUUGACGGUGACGAGGAGAGCUCCAGUGACCACGGUCAUUGGUUGAGUGUGCGUGCUGGAAACCGGAUUUGGAGGAUGCAUGAUUCGCCGGAGGAGAAGAACUUUGGAGCAAUUCUCCUGGAGAGGAUAUUCCACUGA